AUGCGUUUCGAAGCAUUCCUCGCCGCCGCCGCCACUGUGGCCCUUUCGCCAUCACUCGUUUUUGCGACUGAACCGGGGCAGUCACCCCCGGGCAGGAUGCGUGAAGGGUCCGCCUGGUUUCCGGGCGACCCCACGUACGACUGCGGCAUCUCGAUCUUCCGUCCCCCCAAGCCGGGCAGCCGCUCUAGAAAUGGUGCACUUGCCGAAGUGAUCUAUGUCAAUCGGGGCGAAACGUUCAAGAUCAUCGAAGGCAGAUAUACCUGCUCGGUCGAGCAGAAUUGCGAAAGGCCAGACUGCAACCUGCCUCGGACGUGGAAUUACCGCGGUCAGUGGGGAGUGGCUCGCCCCGCGAGGAAGAAUACUUACUUCGACGAGAAUGGGGUCCAAAAGUUCAAUACUCUGGCUUCGGAGAGUCAUAAGCGUCUACGACUGCAGGGUUGCAAUCUGGCAGCCCCCAAUGGACUCGAGGACAACGGUGGAAACUCUCGCCGAAGCUACCCAUUUUAA
Pyricularia oryzae 70-15 is the source of this 507-nucleotide messenger RNA. RefSeq lists its product as uncharacterized. The transcript has a single exon. The record is from RefSeq and is a predicted model, not a curated record. Lineage: Eukaryota; Fungi; Ascomycota; Sordariomycetes; Magnaporthales; Pyriculariaceae. Bases 1 to 507 code for a protein of 168 amino acids.